UACGACCGUGAUGCAAUCAACACAACCAUUGAGAAUGUCAUUCAUAUGAUGACACUGGUAACAUGUUAUUUGGGGAUCAAAUUGCCAUAUGACACAUUUACUAGGCAGUCUCGAUACUACAUCCAGGCCGCAACAACGGCAGGAUCCAAGCGAACACCGCUUUUCUUAUCAGAAAAUAACCUUAUGCUUUUUGCUGCUGGAUUGGGCUAUCUCAACUACAAUAUUGCUUACCUUUGUCACUCCCAAGGCAUCCACAUUCCACUAGAAAAUGUCGCCAACACUCUUGAAAACCUGCUUGCCUGCUGCGAAGCGCCCAAUCUGGGA
This is a messenger RNA of Lobosporangium transversale, 324 nucleotides long. RefSeq lists its product as hypothetical. Gene Ontology annotation, cellular component: endosome; lytic vacuole. The record is from RefSeq and is a predicted model, not a curated record. The transcript has a single exon. Gene Ontology annotation, biological process: SNARE complex assembly. NCBI's taxonomy places the organism in Eukaryota, Fungi, Mortierellomycota, Mortierellomycetes, Mortierellales, Mortierellaceae. Gene Ontology annotation, molecular function: SNARE binding. The annotation marks the transcript as partial.